Messenger RNA from Tetrahymena thermophila SB210, 1098 nucleotides. RefSeq names its product zinc-binding alcohol dehydrogenase family protein. The record is from RefSeq and is a predicted model, not a curated record. NCBI's taxonomy places the organism in Eukaryota, Ciliophora, Oligohymenophorea, Hymenostomatida, Tetrahymenidae. Gene Ontology annotation, molecular function: zinc ion binding; oxidoreductase activity. The transcript has a single exon.
AUGGCUUAAAUUACUCCAGCAAUUAUUAAAGCUAUUGGAUUAAAAGAUCCUAAAGGUGAUUUAUCGUUAAUAGAAGUUCCUCUCAAGUAGCUUGGUUCUAAAGAUUUACUUGUCAGAAUAGAAGCUGUUAGUGUUAAUCCUGUUGAUUACAAAAAAUUGCAGUCUAUCAGAACUUAAAAUAUUUCUUAGGAUAAUCCUGUUAUUUUAGGAUUUGAUGCAAGUGGCGUGGUAGUUAAAAUAGGCUCUGACUGUAAGCUUUUUAAUGUAGGAGAUUAAGUAAUAUAUUCGGGAGAAUAUACUAAACAUGGAUCUAAUGCAAACUAUUAAAUUGUAGAUGAAAGAAUAGUUGGAAACAAGCCUAGAAAGCUUAGUCAUGCUGAAGCAGCUGCUAUACCUUUAGUGAGUCUUACUGCUUAUGAGGGUAUUGUUGAAGAAAUGCGCAUUUCUCCAACAGAAAAAUAGCACAAUUAAAAUAAAAACAUUUUGAUUGUUGGAGCUGCAGGAGGAGUUGGUAGUUCAGCUAUUUAAAUAGCCAAAAAAUUUUUAGGCCUAACAGUGAUUGCUACAGCAUCUAGAAAGGAAAGCAUAGAUUUCUGCAAAAAAAUGGGAGCUGACUUUGUAAUUAACCAUUAAAAUCCCUUAGCUGAAGAGCUAAAUAAACUAAAUAUUUCAAGUUUGGAUUACAUCUUCAACUGUGUAGAAAUGAAGUCAUCUUAUUUUGAACAGUUUGCAUCCUUAAUCAAACCUUUUGGCCGUAUUGUUGGUGUUGUUGGAUUUGACGAGCCUCUAAAUUUGUAAUUAUUAUUCUUGAAAAGGGCAAAAAUCUCAAUUGAAUGUAUGUUUACUCGUUCUAUGUUUGGUGAAUAACCAGAAAAAUAAAAUUAAAUACUGAAUAAAAUCAGUGAGCUAUACGACAAAGGAAUAUUAAUCCCUACAGUCUAAAAAUAAAAGCAGUUUUCUUUAGACAGUUUGAUUGAUGCUCACAAUUUAAGCAAAUCUGGUAAAACUGUGGGCAAAAUAAGUUUGUUUGAUGUUUAGAGUUUUUUUGGUGUUGAAAAAAAAGUCUAGAAGAAAACAAGCUGCUUUGGAUUUUUUUGA